Molecule: messenger RNA, 7635 nt
Organism: Botrytis fragariae
Lineage: Eukaryota; Fungi; Ascomycota; Leotiomycetes; Helotiales; Sclerotiniaceae
Product: putative polyketide synthase protein
Exons: 11
Coding region: 1-7635 (2544 amino acids)
Biological process (GO): secondary metabolite biosynthetic process; fatty acid biosynthetic process
Molecular function (GO): 3-oxoacyl-[acyl-carrier-protein] synthase activity; fatty acid synthase activity; phosphopantetheine binding
Source: RefSeq, a predicted model, not a curated record
AUGGAGCCCAGAACUUUAGACGACAGUACUAUGGAACCAUUUGCCAUCAUUGGACUAUCUUUCAAGUUGCCUGGUGAGGCUACAAAUGAGGCUAGCUUCUGGAAAAUACUUUCAGAGCGCAAAAACCUCUCCACAGACUGGCCUAAAGACCGGUUUACUACUGGCUCAAUUUUCAACAAUGGAGAGCAACGUAUGGCCUUAGAAGCGGCGUAUCAUACUUUCGAAAAUGCUGGCAUACCCAUCGAAAAACUUCGUGGUAGCCAAACCGCUGUGUUUGGAGCAACUAUGUCGGAUGAUUACGCCAAGAUGAUGGCUAAAGAUGGUGAUACUGCCCCUCCGCAAGCAGUCACUGGAGGGCAACCGGGAAUACUGCCCAAUCGAAUCAGUUGGUAUUUUGACCUGCGUGGGCCUAGUGUCCACCUCGACACAGCAUGUUCUAGUAGCAUGGUUGCAGUUGAUAUGGCGUGUCAAGCGAUGAGAAGUGGUAAUGCCAAAGCGGCUUUGGUUCUCGGUUCCAAUCUGCUUCUUAGUUCGGACUCGACGAUACUUCUAGAACAGGGAAAGUUCCUUUCGCCUGAUAGUAAGUGCUUCAGCUUCGAUGCGCGAGCUAAUGGCUAUGCUCGUGGUGAGGGCAUAGCAGCUCUCCUACUUAAGCCGUUGCAUAAUGCUAUACAAGAUGGAGACAUCAUUCGAGCAGUUGUACGAGGAACUGGCUCUAACCAGGAUGGUCGAACGCCGACACUUACGCAGCCUAGUGCCGAAUCUCAAGAAGCUCUCAUUCGCCGGGUCUAUGCCCAGGCCGGAUUGGGAUUUGAGGACACGAGAUAUAUCGAAGCUCAUGGCACGGGAACCUCAGUGGGAGAUCCUAUUGAGGUGUUUGCAAUUGGAAGUGUGUUCAGGGAAUACCGCUCGCAGGAGGAACCUCUCUUAGUAGGAUCGGUGAAGGCUAAUAUUGGCCAUCUUGAAGGGGCUAGUGGAGUCGCUGGUAUCAUAAAAGCAAUUCUAGCGCUGGAGAAAGGAGUCAUUCCACCGACUGCCCUCUUUGAGAGUAUGAACCCGAAAAUUGACGGAGACUUUUACAAUAUACAGGUUCCUAUAAAGAGUACCCUAUGGCCAACAUCUAAUCUCCGUCGAGUUUCGGUCAAUUCCUUUGGCUACGGAGGGACAAAUUCCCACAUUAUCUUGGAUGAUGCCUUGCAUUAUCUUCAAAGUCAUGGACCUACUGGCUAUCAUCAUUGCACUGUCGCCCCUUCCAUUGCCGAGGAACCCACUGUCAAUGGAGCCGUAAAUUCCACAACCAUCAGUAACAGUAAUGACUUCAAUACUGGAUCAACAGAGCUCAAGCUUCUGCCAAUGCCGAAACUACUUAUAUGGAGUGCUGCGGAUUCAAAUGCUCUGGAGCGCAUGAAACACACCUACCAAGAUUAUUACCAAGCUCACAUCGUCGGAAGCAGCGCAAAAACUGACCAGCUGGCAUAUACGCUGGCAGCAAGACGAUCUGCUAUGCCAUGGCGAACUUUUACUAUAGUCGGUGGACAAAAGAAUCCCGUCGACAAAGAAAAACUUGACGGCGACGUGCUUCCUCUAUCCCUGGUGCCAGCAAUCCGAGCGCCGACUAAAAAGCCUGUCAUUUCCUUCGUCUUCACAGGACAAGGGGCGCAAUAUGUUGACAUGGGGUUGGAGCUGUUACGUUACUCCGUUUUUGAGGAAAGUUUACGAAAAUCUGAUGGCAUUUUGGCCAGUCUAGGAAGUGGCUGGUCAAUAUUCGAUGAGCUUCGCAAUGAGCAAAACAUCAACCGUCCAGAAUUCAGCCAGCCGCUUUGUACCGUGCUGCAGAUUGCCCUAGUCGACCUCCUUUCUAGUUUUGGUGUAACGUCCAGUGUUGUGGUUGGACAUUCUAGCGGAGAAAUUGCCGCUGCGUACACUACCGGCGCCAUAUCUCACAAAUCUGCAUGCAAAGUGGCAUAUUUUCGUGGAAAAGUAACCGAAAAGCUUCGAGCUAUGACUGAAAUUACAGGCGCCAUGAUUGCAGCUAAUAUUCCUGAAUACGAAGUUCCUGCAUAUCUGGCAGAGUUAGAUUUGGGAUCUUGGAAAGACACAAUUUGCGUUGCAUGCGUAAAUAGCCCUACCAAUGUCACACUCUCUGGCCCUUCAGAAGCUAUUGAUAUCUUCAAAGUUGAUCUUGAUCAGCGUGGUAUCUUUGCUCAGAAGUUGAAUACUGGUGUCGCAUACCAUUCUCCGGCCAUGCUGACCGUUGCUGACGAAUAUGCCUCGCUGAUGGGCUCUCUCGAAUCGGACAUAGCAAAAAGCCAGACUAGCCGGAUUCAAAUGAUUAGUUCCAUCACUGGCCAUCUUGUUUCUUCGGAACUAUUGUCAACUGCUCAGUACUGGGUUGACAACAUGGUUUCGCCUGUGCGAUUUACAGAUGCCAUAAAACUGUUAGAGAAAAAGGCUGAAGAGUCAGUUACAGGAGAACCAGAAAUCAUCACUGAUAUAGUUGAGAUUGGUCCUCACCCAGCCCUGAGGAGGCCAAUAAAAGAUUCAAUUUCAUCGCCUGUACGAUAUCACUCUGUUUUGGAGCGUAAAAAGUCGUCACUACACACCAUUUUGAUCGUUUUGGGAACAUUGUGGUGUCACAAAUAUCCUGUUUCUAUAUUGGCCGGAAACGUUCAAGCAGAGGGCAAAUUUCCCUUCCUCGUUGAUUGUCCCCCAUAUCCAUUUGAUCACAGCCGACGCUACUGGGCUGAGUCAAGGUUGAGCAAAGACUUCAGACUGAGGCCAAGCUCGCCUGGAUAUAUGCUUGGAAGACGUAAUCAUGACUGGAAUGCACUGAGACCACAGUGGAGAAAUUGGCUAAGCACCGAAGCAAUGCCUUGGCUUGGGGAUCAUAUGAUUUCCAACAAAAUUAUUUGCCCUGGGACAGGAAUGGUAGUCAUGGCCAUCGAGGCUGUGAGACAAGAAAUAUCUGUAAGCCACCGUAAAGUUUCAGGGUUUCUCUUGAAGAAAACUCAAUUCCUUGCUCCAAUCACGGUCGGCAAGACUGUACAGACUGCUACUGAGACAGUCCUUCAUUUGCAUCCCAUACAGAACACGUACGAAAAAGAACAAACAUACUAUGAAGUCAAUAUAUUUACCUACCGCGAUGAGCGAUGGACACAAUGUUUCCGCACCGAUGUCCAAGUACAGCAUGAAGAAGCCAAUAAGACUCAAGUGGACGGCGGCCUGGAGAACCAACUUUGGCAAAAGCAGUUCCAACAGCGCUUUCAGGAAGCGGCCGAGUCUUGCAACGAGACUGUGGAUAGAAAUGCCUUCUACCGGUAUUGCGAUGAGCAUGGCAUCCAUUAUGGCGAGACAUUUCAACUUCUACGAGAAAUUGAAUGGGACGGUAGUCAAAAGUCAACUGCACGAAUUGAUCUAACUGCAUUCAAAAAACAGGAUGAGAUGACUGAGAGCCUUGCCCAUCCAGCUGUUCUAGACGCAGGUAUUCAUCUCCUUCUAGUACAAAUUUCGAAAGGUCUUGGUGAAAAUAGUGCAACAGUUGUUCCGCAACGGAUAGCAAACCUAUGGAUCUCGGCCAAAACGUGGAGUAGUUCAACGUCAUCGUUGCGUCUGAAUUCAAUUCUCAAUGCAGAACCUGACAGCCCUGGCAGUCUCAAAGGCUCCGUGUGGGCAUUGACUGAUGAUAAUUCACCGCUUUGUUCCGUAGAGGAUGUGAUUUUGACGGAAGUUUCGCAACCCAACCAGUUCAAAGAUCCAGAUGAUCAAGUAAUGAUUUACAACAUUGCUUGGAAACCGCAGCUGAGCUCUCUGACUGGUAAAGAGCUGCUCAAAUUGUGCGAUGAUACUGCCCUGGUCCACGACGAGACCUUCGAAAACGAAUGGACGCUGAAGGCAGAGUCCAUCAUGAUAUUAGCUACGCAAAAGGCCUUGCGGGGCUUGAAAGAAGUAGAUCUCGAACGUGCUCCAAGCUAUAUGUGGCGGUAUCUAAAAUCCCUUGAGCACCUCUCCGCCACACCAUCAGCUGGUGAAGCCAAAUAUAUUAGCGACUCAGAACUUGAUUUCCUUCUGGAAGAGUGCGAACUAACAAAUCCAGACUGUGGGGUGUUUUUGACCAUUGGACGUAUGCUACCAUCCAUUCUACGGGGCGAACAAGAUCCUCUGGAACUGAUGUUCGCAACCAAGAGUGCCGAAAAGCUCUACACCUACCUCGCCAACCAGCAAAUGCGCGAUGGCCGCUUUGCAAAAUUUCUCGACAUAGCAUCACACGAGAAACCCACUCUUAAAAUUCUCGAGAUUGGUGCAGGAACUGGAAGUAUGUCUCGUCAUGUCCUCGACUCUCUCAGCCGCUUUGAGAAAGAAACAGGUCAAUACCGUUUCGCCAGCUAUACAUAUACCGAUAUUUCACCAAUGUUUUUUGAAGCUGCACAAGAGGAAUUCGAAGACUUCCAUGGAAGACUGCUGUAUAAGACACUUGACUUGGAAAGCGACCCUAUUAAACAAGGUUUUGAGCUUGAGAGUUAUGAUUUAGUCAUUGCAGGUCUCGUUAUUCAUGCUACAUCUAAUCUAAAGGCAACUCUGGGGCGUGUAAGACAGCUGCUCAAACCUGGAGCUCACAUCGCUAUGCAGGAAGUAGUCGCUACGAAUAGUGCUUGUGCGAAUGUCACCUUCGGCUCGCUUCCGGGUUGGUGGCUCAGUACCGAAGAGUGGCGCGAAUAUACACCUCUCUUGACAACAGAUCAUUGGGGAGAGCUGUUAAUCGAGACGGGAUUCUCUGGGGCAGACAUAGUCCUCAGGGAUCAUAAAAGCGACAUUUGUCACCUAUGCAGUAUGAUCAUUUCGAAGAAGGUCGAUACUGCAGAUUCAGAAACGAUCGCAGCUUCAAUGUUGAAUGGCGAUUCGGAGCCUAAGCAGAAUCGGAUCCAGCUUUUUAUCGAUGGGAACUCUGAUUCUCAACGUGUCCUAGCGGCAGAAAUCCACAAUCAGAACCCAAAUACACAAAUUUUGGAAUUGGAACAUCUCAUAAAAGGAUUGUGGUGGCCUUCGUCCAAAGACACCAUUGUUUCUCUAGUGGAGUUUGACAUGACACGACUAAGUUCUUUGUCUGAGCAAGAAUUCCGGUCAUUGAAGGAGCUUGUACAAGGCGUAGAAGCUAUUUUGUGGGUUGGUUCUCUGCCAUUAGCUGAUGGCAAAAUGAUCAAUCCAUUUCCCGCCGUUGCGACAGGUUUCCUGCGCAGUAUCCAGUCUGAGGAACCUGAGAAGCAUAUUGUGACUCUGAUCGCCGAGUCCGGGUUUCCGAAAACGGCAGCAAAACAUGUGCUCGAUAUCAUUGACAAAUGCUUUGGAGAAAAGCCCAAAUCUCUCGAAAUUGAGUUUGUUGUGCAAGGUGGCCAUUUGACGAUUGGGCGCUUGAUGAAAGGAAUUGAACUCGAUGCCAAACGAUCGGCACGCGUGAAGCCGCAACUCCGUACGGAACCAUGGAAGCCUGGUCCACCAGUAGCACUCGAGGUCGGGGCUCCAGGCAUGCUAGAUACACUACGUUUCGCGGAAGAUACUGCAUAUAACAACGCGUUGAGUCCGAAUGAAGUUGAAAUCGAGGCCGUUUCGUGGCCAGUUAGCUUUCGCGAUGUAUUUGUGGCACUUGGUCGGCUAGGUAUGGGAGGGCUUGGUGUUGAAUGCGCGGGAGUCGUCACACGGAUUGGAAACGAGUGUCAGUAUGACAUAAAAUAUGGUGAUCGUGUUGUGAUGGUUUCAGUGGGAUGCAUGAAGAGUCAUCCAAGGACUGAAGCUGAUAGAGUCGUUAAGAUCCCCAACAACUUGUCGUUCAACGAGGCUGCUGCAGCAGUUAAUCCUGGUAUCACGGCAUACUACUCAUUGAUAAGUAUAGCACGUCUGCAACGUGGAGAGAAAAUUCUUAUUCACUCCGGUGCAGGUAGCACCGGUCAAAUGGCUAUCGCCAUAGCACAAUGGCUUGGAGCAGAAGUUUUUACCACUGUUGGGUUUGAUGAAAAAAAGCAACUUCUUAUUGAUCGAUUUGGAAUUCCUGAUGAUCAUAUUUUCUAUAGCCGUAAUACCUCAUUUGCCAAAGGGAUCAUGCGGGUAACUAAGGGUUACGGCGUUGAUGUUGUGCUUAACUCACUGUCAGGGGAAGGACUUCGUGCAAGUUGGGAAUGCAUCGCACCAUAUGGAAGGUUUGUGGAGAUCGGGAAAGCGGACAUCGGGGUAGAUUCGUCGUUGCCUAUGGGUAGCUUUGCGAGAAAUACCAGCUUUGCUGCUGUUGACCUCAUACAUCUAUCCGUUACAAAUGUCAAGCUAUUACGUCAUCUAAUAGAGAAGGUGAUAACCUUGAUAUCUCAAGGAGAUAUUGGCGGGCCAGAGCCUUUGCACUUGUAUCCUGCGUCUAAUGUCGAAAAAGCCUUUCGGUAUCUGCAAAGUGGGAAGAAUACAGGCCGCAUUAUCAUGACGGGUCGAGAUGUGGAUCCUGUCCCUAAAUUUUUGACUCUCAAAAGUGACUGGAAUAUGAAUGCUAAUGCAUCUUACGUCGUUGCUGGUGGAUUUGGCGGUAUUGGCCGCGCAAUACUUCGAUGGAUGGCGGACAGAGGGGCUAAAAACCUCAUAGUUCCCUCAACUUCGGGGACUUCAUCCCAGGCAGCGGUGAACAUAGUUUCAGAACUAACAAGAAGAGGCGUUCGUGUAAUAACGAAAAUAUGUAAUGUUGCAUUAGAAACUGAUUUGACAGCAUUGCUACAAGACUGUGCCGUCAGCAUGCCGCCUAUCAAGGGAUGCAUCAACGCAGCUAUGGUCCUCCAGGACUCGGUAUUUGAAAACAUGACACAUGCGCAAUGGACAAAAACGAUACGGUCCAAAGUCAAUACAAGUUGGAAUCUUCACAAACUUUUGCCUAAAGAUAUGGAUUUCUUCAUUCUUCUCUCAUCCAUCGCAGGCAUCUAUGGAUCCCCCGGGCAAAGUGAUUACGCAGCUGGCUGUACCUUUCAAGACGCUUUAGCAAGAUCCCGAUCCGCUGCUGGAUAUAGAGGCUCAGUUGCAAUAAACCUCGGCUGGAUGCGUACCAUCGGCAUUAUUGCCGAGACAAAAGAAUAUCAACGUAACCGCCAAAAUGUCGGUGAUAUGUCCCAAGUUGAAGAAGCUGAUUUCUUCGCUCUGCUUGAGCAUUAUUGUAACCCGCUACUCCCCCCUCUCAGCACCCAGGAUAGCCAAGUUCUAAUUGGUGUAAUAACGCAAGCACACGUUCAUGCUCGGGGCGAGGCGCCGAUCGAUGUCUUACAACGACCUCUCUUUACUGGCUUCAGCGCUCCGCAGCUUUAUGAUGUGAAUAAGCACAAAUCUACCGUCUCAGCUCAGGAAGACCCGGCUGUCCUUUUCCGGCAAGCGGCGACCCCCCAAGACCGCAGCGUGGUGGUUGUUUCGGCCCUUAAAGCAAAGCUGGCGCGGGCAUUGGAUAUCUCAGUGGAUGAUGUAGAUUCUCAUCGCAACUUAUCAGAUUAUGGUACAGACUCGUUGAUGGCUGUGGAGCUGCGUAAUUGGAUUCGGAGAGACUUUGGGGUGUCUGUCGCUAUUUUUGAUCUCCUUGGUGGUGCCGAUAUUGCGACAUUAGGGGAUCUGAUCGCGAAGAAGUGA